Messenger RNA from Sardina pilchardus (European sardine), 1782 nucleotides. RefSeq names its product betaine-homocysteine methyltransferase (gene bhmt). Gene Ontology annotation, cellular component: cytosol. Gene Ontology annotation, molecular function: betaine-homocysteine S-methyltransferase activity; zinc ion binding. Lineage: Eukaryota; Metazoa; Chordata; Actinopteri; Clupeiformes; Clupeidae. Gene Ontology annotation, biological process: L-methionine salvage. The transcript has 8 exons. The coding region runs from base 104 to 1300 and encodes 398 amino acids. The record is from RefSeq and is a predicted model, not a curated record.
CUACACCACACCCCUAAACCAGAGUAUAAAACUCCACGCAUCUUCUUAGCCUGGUCUCUCCACCUCGAGAUUUGAGAGGCUUCAAAAAAGAACUUCAUCGAAAAUGGCACCAGUCGGCGAGAAAAAGGGAAUUCUGGAACGACUCAGUGGAGGGGAGGUCGUAAUUGGAGAUGGUGGUUUCGUCUUUGCCCUGGAGAAAAGAGGCUAUGUGAAGGCAGGGCCGUGGACUCCAGAAGCUGCUGCGGAGCAUCCAGAAGCUGUGCGACAGCUGCACAGAGAAUUCCUGAGGGCGGGAUCAAAUGUCAUGCAGACAUUUACAUUCUAUGCUAGUGAUGACAAACUGGAGAACAGGGGGAACAAGUUAAGCUUUACAGGUCAGCAGAUUAAUGAAGCAGCCUGUGACUUGGCCAGAGAGGUAGCCAAUGAGGGUGAUGCUUUAGUGGCAGGUGGUGUGUCUCAGACUCCCUCAUACCUAAGUUGCAAGAGUGAGGAUGAGGUGAAGGCCAUUUUCAAGAAGCAGCUUGAGGUCUUCGUCAAGAAAGAUGUGGACUUCCUGAUUGCAGAGUAUUUUGAGCAUGUUGAGGAGGCUGUGUGGGCAGUUCAGGUACUGAAAGCCACUGGAAAACCUGUUGCUGCCAAUCUGUGCAUUGGGCCAAAGGGAGACAUGCAUGGAGUCAGCCCAGCAGAAUGUGCUGUCCAACUGGUUAGGGCAGGUGCUGAUAUUAUUGGAAUCAACUGUCACUUUGAUCCCAUGACCUGCGUGAAGACAGUGGAGAUGAUGAAGGAGGGCAUUGAGAAGGCAGGGCUUACGAGUCACUACAUGGUGCAGCCAUUGGCUUACCACACCCCUGACUGCAACUGUCAAGGCUUCAUUGAUUUGCCUGAAUUUCCCUUUGCCCUAGAACCGAGGAUUCUGACUCGGUGGGACAUGCAGCAAUAUGCCAGGGUGGCUUACAAAGCAGGCAUCCGGUACAUUGGAGGCUGCUGUGGAUUUGAGCCAUAUCACAUUCGUGCCUUGGCUGAGGAGCUGGCACCCGAGAGGGGCGUCCUACCUGCUGCCUCUGAAAAACAUGGCAUGUGGGCUAGUGGCUUAGAGAUGCACACUAAGCCAUGGGUUAGAGCCAGGGCCCGUCGUGACUACUGGGAAAACCUUAAACCUGCCUCCGGGAGACCUAAAUGCCCAUCCUUGUCAACUCCAGACAGUUGGGGUGUUACCCAGGGCCAUACUGACCUGAUUCAACAGAGGGAAGCCACCACCCAGGACCAGCUCCGUCCCCUUUUUGAUAAAGCCAAGCACUGAGUACAAAUGACUAGGGAGGUGGAGACCAAAAACAUCUAUGUAAUACUGCCUUUAGUUUUAUUUACUGGAGAUUCCUAUUUUAUUCUCACUUUCACUCCUACUUAUUACCCAAUUCUCAAAAAUAUUACAAAGAUAAUACAGUGAUCUUCUUGGUAUCAGGACCAGUUUUCAGUGUUCUACAUUGUUUCAUCUUUCCACUUUCAGAAUUCCUGAGCAACACAUAACAAUCUGUAAUGGUGCAAGUCAGCAGCAUUUAAAGGCUGCUUUAAAAACUGAUGGAGGUACAUUUAAACUGAUAAGGAAAAUAAGAGGUGACUACAUUGAUUUAAAACAUUGAUUUAAAGUAGCUGAAAAUAUAUGUAGCAAGCUGCAUUCCAUGUUUCUUGAACACUCCAGGGUUAUGAUAGUGACAUAGUGUUAGUAUACUGAAGUGCCAGUUUCGAUUUUCUGAAGUUCAAUAAAAUUGCACAUGAUGCUCAUAA